UAUGAUAUCAGACUGACGUAUCGGAACUGUGUUCUAUAGACAAAGCUAAAUUUUCCUGACAUGACCAGAGGUUCUAUUAUCAGUUUAGGAAUAGCAAAUCCAGUGUUCCGUCCAAACACAGAUGAAGAAGGUGUUUUCGACAAUGACGGUUUCGUGGACCAUGAGAAGGUAGAAAUAGGUGUCCCAUCGGUUCAAGAGAAAUCAGAAGCAGACACUGCUUCAACAGCUCCGACUGAGUUGAAAGCUAGUCUCAACCUGGGACACGCCGUGUCAUUGGCAGUUGGCCAAACUAUCGGUUCAGGAAUAUUCGUAUCGCCGAAUGAUGUGGUGAAACAAGUCGGAUCAAUUGGAAUGUCACUCACUAUCUGGCUCAUCUCAGGGACACUGUCUAUGUGCGGUGCUUUAACGUUCUGUGAGUUGGGGACCAUGUUCAAAAGGAGCGGGGGAGAGUACCAAUACAUCAAGGCUGCGUACGGCAAACUCGCAUCAUUUCUCUAUUUGUGGGUGUGUGGGGUCAUCAGAAACGGUAUGGGCUGUGCUGCUAUCUCGCUCACAUUUGCUCAUUACUUCAUGGAUCUGUUCAUGGACGAGGACGAUCCCGGCUUCGUAAUCGCUAAGAAAUCUGCAGCUACUGCAGCUAUAUUGAUAAUAAUAGCUGUGAACGUUUGGAGCACUAAGAUCGGUUUGUGGAUGCAGAACAUAUUUACAGUUCUCAAGCUGGGAGCUCUGUCUGUUCUUAUCAUUAUGGGCAUUUACUUCAUUUGUGCUGGUAAAACGCAAAACAUUAAUAAGAACUGGUUUGAAGGAACUACAAUCGAUUUCCCAAAAUGGACGAACGCUUUCUUCGCCUCACUUUGGGCCUACAGCGGCUGGAAUUGUAUAAACAUGAUGUCUGGUGAGAUAAAGAACUCUACUAAAACAGUCCCCCGAGCUCUAGUCAUAACAAACGUGAUAAUGAUCAGCAUCUACCUAGUAGCUAAUAUUGCUUACCACACUAUUCUGCCAAUAAAGGUUCUCAGGAAUGAACGAGCUAUAGCUGUGGUAAUUUUCUGGCAUAUUGACAAUAUUCUCACCUUAUUUUAA
Messenger RNA from Bolinopsis microptera, 1083 nucleotides. RefSeq names its product b(0,+)-type amino acid transporter 1-like. Bases 61 to 1083 code for a protein of 340 amino acids. Gene Ontology annotation, cellular component: membrane. The transcript has 10 exons. Gene Ontology annotation, molecular function: L-amino acid transmembrane transporter activity. NCBI's taxonomy places the organism in Eukaryota, Metazoa, Ctenophora, Tentaculata, Lobata, Bolinopsidae. Gene Ontology annotation, biological process: amino acid transmembrane transport. The record is from RefSeq and is a predicted model, not a curated record.